Drosophila rhopaloa is the source of this 2892-nucleotide messenger RNA. It is a transcript of the gene Sec5, whose product is annotated as exocyst complex component 2. Lineage: Eukaryota; Metazoa; Arthropoda; Insecta; Diptera; Drosophilidae. Bases 107 to 2791 code for a protein of 894 amino acids. Gene Ontology annotation, cellular component: exocyst. The transcript is spliced from 4 exons. The record is from RefSeq and is a predicted model, not a curated record. Gene Ontology annotation, biological process: exocytosis; Golgi to plasma membrane transport.
AGCACUGUCUAUAAACUUGCGCUAACCAACACUGCGACAUCAAACAUAAGUUCUCUUCUGUUUUUAUUGAAUUUUUACAAGAUCUUUUCGGAUAAUACGGAUUACGAUGGCCCCGCAGCCGGUGGUAACGGGGCUCUCUCCAAAGGAGGGUCCUCCUGGCACCCGCGUCAUCAUCCGCGGCGAGUUCCUGGGCACUCGAUCGCAAGAUCUGAUUGGCCUCAACAUUUGUGGGUCCGAUUGCCUGCUGUCAGCGGAGUGGAAGUCACCGAAUAAGAUCAUCGCACGAACUGGUCCGGCGAAGGGAAAAGGAGACAUCAUAGUGACCACUUUGAGCGGCGGAGUGGGCACUUCGACGGUGCAGUUCCGUGCCUACCAUGAAACCAUUGGUCCGCUGAAGGAGUCCGCCGUGUGGAUUGAGGAGUCGCCCUCGCAGAACUUCGCCUGGGGUCGUCGUACUCUGGCCCAAUCCGGACUGACGCAGGAGGAUCCGCUUGGCCUAUCCAUCGAGGGCAACGAGCAGAAGAUCCCCGAGGAUUUGCGCGACCUGUUUCCCGAGGCCUGCGGCGAUCUGUCCCAGGAGCACUUUUCACCGGCCUGGUUCCUGCUGGAGAAUCACCUGGCUACCUCCUUCGAGGAUCUUAAGGCGGGAUUGUCGUAUUUGAAGCGGAAGGUGGAAAGCCAGAAGGAGGGCCAGUUGUCCUUCCUUAAGUCCAAUGCGGGCUCUGUGAUAGACCAGUUGGACACGCUGAUGAACAUUCGGGACAAGCUGCAAGAGGAUGCAAAGCUGCACGGCAACGAGACCUUGAAUAUCCUAGAGACUUCGAUUGAGAACUCCAUCAGCGAGUCGCAGAAGAUUUUUACAGAUGUGUUGGUGCGAAAGGAGAAGGCGGACUCCACCCGGUCCGUCCUCUUCGCGCUGUCGCGGCACAAGUUCCUCUUCUGUCUGCCCAAUGCAGUGGACCGACGUGCCAAGGCUGGCGAAUACGACAUUGUGGUCAACGACUACUCGCGCGCCAAGAAUCUCUUCGGGAAGACGGAGAUCCCCAUCUUCCGCAAGGUGCUCGAGGAAGUGGACCACAGGAUUCUGUCCAUCAGGAAGCAGCUUCACGAUAAGGUGGUGAAGAUGCCGCAGAGCGUGGAGCAGCAAAAGAAGUUGAUCAAGGCCCUCACCAGUUUGGAGCUGCAGCAGAGCGGAACUCCCAUUGGCGAUAAGCUGCGUAACAUUGAUCCCGCCUGGGAUGCCAUUGAGGCCAGGGCAAAGUACUUGGAGGGCACCUUCCGCCAGACCUUCGAUCAGCACGCAAACAAAGAUUCGGGGGCGCAGGAGAAGGUCAAAAGCAGGGAUCCCACCCAGGCGCCAAGUCGGGUGAACUUCUGCGAGGAACUGUGCGACAUUGCCGCCUCCCAGCUGCCAGAUUUGUGGCGUCUGGGCCAGCUGUACUUCACCGGCGAACUGCGCGGCCCGCACGAUCCAAAACCGGGUGACUUUAAGCGAAUGAUACUGAAUGCUAUCGAAAAGUUUUGUGUGUACCUGAGGUUGGCUAUCCUUAUUGCCGCGGAUCAGCGUUCCCUGCGCCAGUCCAGCGGCCUGGCUUGGCCCAUUGGCUCCGCUUCGGCCACACAUCAGUUUUUGCCCUGGAUUCCGCAGUGUCUGCGCUACACGAGGAUCGCAUAUGCCACGCUUAUAAGCUUGGACCUUCCCUCAGAAGCAUUGGACAUCAUACAGAAACUCAUCGACGAGGUGCGCCUCUUCUGUUUCUCGAUUAUCUUCAAGCGGGCCACGGAUCGCUGCAAGAAGUUGGGCAGCCAGGAGACUUGGGAGCUGGGAGUGGAAGAGUAUCCGGGUGCCACUCUGCUACCCGCCGCUCUGGAGGCACUGCUCACCGAAACGCUGGACGAAGUGCAGUCUGUGUGCAUGCAACGGGAGACCCGGGAGGGCAAUCUCCUCGAGCCCCAGUCGGACGGACAGAGGGAGGUGACACAGAGGCUGCAGGAGUUCCUUUCCACCUUCAGCGGGGUGAUUGAGGAGCUGGCCUUUCACUCCCACGACGAGGAGACGCCCACCCACAAUGUGUCACAGCUGCUGGGAUUUCCCAACGCCCAGCAGCCGGACUCGGUCGUUGGAAGCGGCGGUGGAGCGGCCGUAACCUGGGAGCAGCGCAUGCUCUGUUGUCUGGCAAACUAUGCAUACUGCAACAAGAGCUUCUUCCCGCGACUUGGUGAUAUCUUCGUGCGCUACGGUUACCCACUGCCCACCCUGGCAAUCGAAACGGCCCGGUACACGGUGAACCAACUGUUCACAAACCUGCUGGAGGAGUACGUGGAGCACAAGGGCGAUCCGCUGGUGGGGACCAUCGAGCCAUCUAUGUACCUGGGUCGCUUCCAGUGGGAUCACGAGAUGGAGAUCGGCCAGCUGCGGCCCUACGCCCACGAGUGCUGCGAUAAUCUGGUUGGCGUUUACUCCGAGAUCUACAGCGUCUCUCCGGCACUGCUGCGACCGAUCCUGGAGUCGAUUGUGCAGACUAUAUCAGAGGAACUGGCCCGCCUGAUGAGCUGUGUGCAGCGGUUUAGCUUCACAGGAGCGAUUCAGGCGCAUGUCGAUAUCCGGCUGCUGAGGGACUCCCUAGAGGGUUAUGUCAAUGAGACGGCCAAGAACUACUUCAUGGAGGCGUUAGAGGCCAUUAAUCCUCCCCUCAGUGGCGAGCAAAAGCGAAAAGCGGACGAGAUUCUGGAGCGGGUGAAGCGAAAUAUGCGACUGCAGCUGCUCUGCUUCAGUGUCAAGGACCCCUAGGCACAUUCCACUGCAAGGCGCAGCCAACGUAGAUAGGUCAUACUAUAACUAGCUUGUGAUUCCCCAUGAUCUGGGGAUAAACCUUUAUUCGAUUGCAAAAA